This is a messenger RNA of Nicotiana tabacum (common tobacco), 549 nucleotides long. NCBI's taxonomy places the organism in Eukaryota, Viridiplantae, Streptophyta, Magnoliopsida, Solanales, Solanaceae. The record is from RefSeq and is a predicted model, not a curated record.
AUGACUAUUAAGAUAGUUGUUGGAGGACGAAAUAUUCAUAUUAUUAGUACUUAUGCACCUCAAGCGAGCUUGGGCGAGGAGGUUAAAAGGCACUUCUGGGAGAAUCUGGACGAGUUUGUACGAGGGAUUCCACACUUUGAUAAGCUAUACAUAGGUGGAGAUUUCAAUGGCCAUAUUGGGGCAUCUGUUGGAGGGUACAACGAAGUGCAUGGCGGCUUCAGUUUUGGGGAUAGAAACGAAGGAGGUACUUCACUUUUGGAUUUUGCCAUAGCUCUUAAUUUUGUUAAAGCUAACUCGUAUUUCCAGAAGAGGGAGGAGCAUUUAGUCACCUUUCGUAGUAUGGUGGCCAAGACCCAGAUUGAUUAUCUUCUCUUUAGAAGGUGCGAUAGAGGUCUAUGCUCCGAUUGCAAUGUUAUCCCGGGCAAGAACAUAGUGACCCAAUAUAGGCUCUUGGUUAUGGACUUGAAGAUUAAGAGGAGGAGUAAGAGGGCCACGUGUGGCCAACCAAAGAUCAAGUGGGGAGCUUUGACUAAGGAGAUCGCCCUAUAA